Molecule: messenger RNA, 2881 nt
Organism: Ceutorhynchus assimilis (cabbage seed weevil)
Lineage: Eukaryota; Metazoa; Arthropoda; Insecta; Coleoptera; Curculionidae
Source: the annotation of a GenBank genome assembly
AGACGGGAGGGUUCCAGUGCUCCUUGUGUGCAACAGUUCAAGUGCGUCAUACUCCAGGAGCGUGAUACUCCAACAAUAAUUUAGGCACUGGAAUAUUUACAUAACUGAACACAAGACUUUCUAUCCAAAAUACAAAAGUACUAUACAUCGAUAUCCACAUCCACAGGAAAAGAAAAAGAAAUCUGUAAUCGGUGGUCUUCUCAAAUUUUUAUCCGUCACGUCACUGACAUGUCAAAUGUGCGAUUUUGUUUGAGGUUAGGUGUCUGAUUGUGAUUGUUGUUUUGCUAAUUUCUGUGUCUCUUUAAUAUCCAAUUUCCAUUACAUUUUUAAUAAAUUUAUCUAUGCAAUUGCGUUUUAUUGAAUUAUUCUAAGUGAAUAGAAUGUCCUCCAACGAAAAACUAUCCAUCGGCCAGAAAAAAAAGCUAGACCGAAAACUAGCCAAGCUCCAACACGUCCUGAAAAAAGAAUCCGGAGCCACCAGCUCGCCGAAUCCCACCAAAAACCUCGCAAUUUGCAAUGCCGGCCUUGUAAGUGGACUCACUGAAGAAAUUAUUUACGAACAUUUCAGUCAACUGGGUAAUCUUACUGAUAUCACUUUAUUACCAGGCAAAUCUUGCAGCUUUCUUUCAUAUGAUAGCCUAGAAUCAUCUAUAAAGGCUUACGAAACUUUCAAUGGCAAACUAAACAUUGCCCAAGAUAAUAAAGCAAUUUAUUUACUCUAUGUUGAUCAAAUACCUUACUUAAACGACCAAAGGAUUUGGGGAGAAUUGCCACCAGGCCUGAUUCUCCUAGAAGAUUUCAUAAGCAUUGAAGAAGAAAACAUGUUGCUUAAUUUAUGUAGCUUUGAUGCACAACCAAUGAAACAUAGAUUAGUGAAACAUUUUGGCUAUGAGUUUCGUUAUGAUAUAAACAAUGUAGACAAAGAUAAACCUAUGAGUGAAACCUUGCCUGUGGAAACCAACUUUUUGUGGUCAAAACUCCAACAAAAAUUUAAGCCUGACCAGUUGACAAUUAACCAUUAUACACCUGGUCAAGGAAUCCCUCAUCAUAUAGACACUCACAGUGCCUUUGAAGACCCAAUAAUAUGCCUCUCUCUGAGUUCACCUAUUAUAAUGGAAUUCAAAAACAAUGACAAACAUUUAUGUUUUCUACUACCGCAAAGAUCAUUGCUAAUAAUGUCAGAAGAAAGUAGAUAUGAUUGGACUCAUGGCAUUGUACCAAGGAAAUUUGAUAUAAUACCCAACAAUAGUGGACAAGGAUUUACAUGCCUUAAACGAGGCACCAGAGUUUCGUUCACUUUUAGAAAAGUACUACAAGGAAGUUGUCAGUGCAAUUAUAAAUCCAAAUGUGAUUCUUAUAAUGAUAUUGAGGAUAAUGUUGCUCUUGAAUUAGAAGCCAUGCAUGUGCAUAAAGUUUACAACAAUAUUGCUGAUCAUUUCAGUGAUACUAGGCAUAAACCUUGGCCUAAUGUUUUGGAGUUUGUACAGUCUUUUGCUUAUGGGGAUAUUUUGAUAGAUGUUGGGUGCGGCAAUGGAAAGUAUUUAGGCAUAAAUCAAAAAAUAUUUACUAUAGGCUGUGAUCGUAGUAUGGGUUUAAUAGAUAUAUGCCGCCAAAGACAAUAUGAAGGUUUUAUAGGCGAUUGUCUCUCAGUGCCUUUAAAAAAUAGUUCAGCUGAUGGUGCUAUAAGUAUAGCUGUUAUUCAUCAUUUAGCUACUGAGCAAAGGAGACUAAAAGCACUCAGAGAAAUGGUUAGGGUAUUGAAACCAGGUGGCAGGGCUUUGGUUUAUGUUUGGGCCCACAAUCAAAUUAAUAAUGAAAAAAAAUCUAGUUAUAUUAUGCAAGAUAGGAAAAACAGAAAAGUUACACAAAUGGAUAAAUUGGUUACAGGUCAAGUUGAUGUUCCAUUGCAAAAUGGAAAUGUGACUCUUCCAGUGCAUAACAACAGAAGCAACUUUCAGGCUAAAGAUGUUUUAGUACCGUGGAAACUUAAGGACAAAAAUGAAACAACUUUUUUAAGGUUCUAUCAUGUUUUUGAAGAAAACGAAUUGGAGCAGAUGUGUCAGAAAAUUGAUAAUAUUCAAAUUUUGAAAAGUUACUACGAUCAAGGGAAUUGGUGUGUUAUUUUUGGAAAGAUUUAAAUUUUUGUUUGAAUUGUCAGAGUAUAAUAUGUUUAUUAAAAAUGUUGUUUUAUUAUUGAGGUGUACAGUAUUGAAGCGCCUCUUGUUGAACAGCAACAGCUCUAGUCGUUUUGCACAUGUAGUAAUUUACCAUGACAUAAUAAUAAGAAGUAUAUCAGACAAUUUAUGUGUUAGUAUUUAUUGAAACUAGAAUAAUAUUCACAAUCAUAAUAACAUUCUACAGUAGUGUUAAUGAAGAAAUUAUGGAUUUAUCAAAAAAAAACCCAGUGACUUUGAAAAAGAAAAAGGGUAGCUGAUUAACAAAAUCUUAAUAAUAUACCUUAAUAUCUACCCCUAAAAAUAUUUUAUCUAGAUUCUGGUUUAUUUUUGGGAGGUUUAAACACCUUUAAUUUUUUGGUUUUAUUCUUCCCUUGAGCUUGAAAUGUUUGCCAACUACUCACCCUAUUUUGUCUGGAUUCCUUUACAAAAAAAUUAUAUUUUUAACUAAAACUUUUAGGUAUCACAAUAUCUUACCUCGAAAUUUUUCUGCCAUUCUUUUUGGGCUUUGGCGUUCUCCUCCUCCUCGAUUUCAUUCUCCCGCUUCCGUUUGCGCUCCUCCUGAUCGCGGUCGGCCAGCUCUCUGCGUUUCCUUUCUAAAUCUGCAAAAAGUUUCAUUGUCAAAACGUAGACUGCAUGUUUAUACUUUUCGGGAUCAUCUUCAGGGAUGCCUGAUCUCCCUUCUUUUUUGGCUUUUUUCCUUUUUU